Penicillium subrubescens is the source of this 891-nucleotide messenger RNA. RefSeq names its product aromatic alcohol reductase. NCBI's taxonomy places the organism in Eukaryota, Fungi, Ascomycota, Eurotiomycetes, Eurotiales, Aspergillaceae. The record is from RefSeq and is a predicted model, not a curated record. The transcript has 2 exons. Gene Ontology annotation, molecular function: oxidoreductase activity. Bases 1 to 891 code for a protein of 296 amino acids.
AUGGCAAUUACUCGUGUGGCCGUGGCCGGUGCCACCGGUAACCUUGGACCCGCUAUUAUCACUCAACUGCUUGAGGCCGGAUUCCAAGUCACCAUCCUAAGCCGUUCAAACUCGCACCAAGUGGACUCACGCGUUCAAGUCCAGGUAGUCGAUUACAACUCCCUGGACUCCCUCGUCACCGCUCUCAAGGGCCAAGAUGCCGUGGUCAACACCCUCAGCGUCGGCAUCGUCCCCCAAGAUAUCCACCUCCGUCUCGUCGAGGCAGCCCAAGCCGCAGGCGUCCAGCGAUUCGUUCCCUCUGAAUUCGGCGGCGACACGUCAAACCCGCUCACAUCUCAGCUACCAGUCUUCGGAGACAAGGUCGCAGUUAUCCAGAGACUGCAGGAAGUCAGCAAGCAGGACAGCGCAUUCACCUGGACUGCCGUGGUUAGCGGGCCAUUCUUCGAUUGGGGUCUUGAACGUAGCUUUAUUAUCGACCUCAAGGGGCCGUCUACUCGCAUCUUUGAUGGCGGGGAUGUCCCCGUCAGUAGUACGACAUUGGCUGGUGUUGGACGAGCCGUGGCUGGUGUUCUGAAAUAUCCCGAGGAAACUAGAAACCGCCACGUUUUCGUUGAGGAGGUGCAGUUCACCCAGAAUCAACUUUUGAAGUUGUCUGGAAAUGAGGGUAAGAUUCAACGGGAGGCUGUCAAGACUGAAGAUUUGGAGAAGCAGGCUUAUGAGGCUCUCAAGCAAUCUCCACCUGAUGGAAGGACAUUUGCUACCAGUCUCAUUUUGAGGGCUGUUUAUGGUGGAAAUUAUGGAGCUUUGUUCACCAAGACCGAUAAUGAGCUGUUGGGUGUGGAGAAGUUGUCGGAGUCUGAUGUUGCGAAUAUUGUGAAGAAGUAUGCUUGA